UUUGGUCAUGGAGGAGGGUCCUCGGUCAGCUGUUGCGCGCCCGGCUGCUCCAGGAUCCAACCCGCACCUCCUGGACUCUUCUCAGUGCCGACUCACCGUCUGGGGGAAACUCCGCGGCCCCGUAUACAAAAAACUGCUGCCCCGAAGUGGACGUCGAGGUCUUAAAGGGAAGAGAAGCUGGUGGAAAGUGUGCGCUCUGAUCGACAAGUGGACUUUGUUUCGUCGGGUAACGGUAAUGCGAGCAACACUUACCCCCCAUAGGAGACUAUUUUGGUCCUGGUGAAGUUAUUUAUAGCGGUGGGAUAUUGAAACAGGCGUUCCGGUUUGGUGCAGUCGUGCAGGGACAGAAGUUGAACUGAUACCUGAACUUUUGGGUCUCGGUCUUUGGCGCACCUCUCCUCAGUUGGCAUGGCCGAGGGAGACUUUUACACGCUGGGGAGCCGCCAGAGGAUUCCCAGGGACCCGUUCGGAGAGUCUCCGUUCAGAGACCAGCUGGCGUCGCGGUUCAUGGAGGAGGACUUCGGGAUGCCGUCCUUCCCGGACGACCUGGCGAUGGACUGGCCCGGCUGGGCACGGCCGGCCCGCCUCACCGCGCGCCUCGGCACCUCUCCGUUCGGCAGCGGGUUACGCGCAGGCUUCCCGGCGCGCGCGUCCACGGGCGGCCCGCCGGUGUACACCGCGAGGUACAGCGAGCCCCGGAGCGCGCCCCCCGCCACCGGGGGCGAGCCCUGGAAGGUCUGCGUCAACGUGCACAGCUUCAGACCGGAAGAGCUGCACGUCAGAACCAGGGACGGCUACGUAGAGGUGUCGGGGAAGCACGAGGAGAAGCAGGAGGAGGGCGGCAUCGUGACAAAGAACUUCACAAAGAAGAUACAGAUCCCGAUAGACGUGGACCCUCUGACAGUCUUCGCCUCCCUGUCUCCCGAGGGCGUCCUCAUCAUCGAGGCUCGGCAGACUCCUCCCUACCACCUCUUCAGCAGCGAGGGGCCUCAGGGGGGGGAGGUACCCGAGGCGGAGUCCCCCAUGCCCCAAGAGCCACUCAUGAUGUAGUCAAGCCGGAUGCCACCGGCCCCGCCACCCAAAACAUCACCACUCGCCCGGCCGCAGAGCGCCAACACAGCCCAGGGCAGGGUGCAUAGGGUCUCAGUGGCCCUCAGCUUCAAGUUAUUAGACAGCUUGUUUUUUUUAUAAGUGUAAAAUACAGAACAUAGAUAUUUCUAGUUGAAUUGUGAAAUUGCAGUAUAAGAUAAAACUUAUCAACCCCACAUAAUGGUAUGUAUGAAUGUGUCUGUAUAUGAAUCAGCGGUCCAUCACCUACUGUAAUUUACUUAACCAUCUUACAUCCUCCCCAGGAUGCAAUCCUUAGAAAGUAUUGUAGCGAAUUCAGGGGGCAGCUGGGAACCGCCGCAACUGGGACGCAAACCUGGUGUGGGCGACCACGCCCAGAUAGCAAAAUUGCUGUGGCCCAGACCCGUCCCACGCUGACACUUUCAUCCGGCCCACAUACCGCGUGGAAUGAUGGCACUUGGGCAGUCCACUCCUGUUUGCCAGAUCCGGGCCAGAACCAAGCCAUAGCAAUGCCGCAUGUGCCACAUAUUUGCCAAAGGUGACCUAUAUUUGUUUUGUGAUAUUUGGGCCAUAUUCACCAUUUACCACACGGGCCACUUCAGGGUCACAUCCAGAUUAAAUGUUGCCGAGAGCACCACAUCUUUGCCAAAAAAGGCCCACAUUUGAUUUGGCAUGUUUGGGCCGUAUUUGCUAUUAUACAUGUGGGUCGCUUCAGGCUCACAUCCAUUUUGUCAGGGCCAGAAGACCAUCUGUGCCGCAUCAUUGCCUGAAGUGGCCCACAUCCGGAUGCUAUCCGGGCGCUAACCAGUUUACUAGCACUGGCUCCGGAUUCGUGUCCUGGCUGCGGCAGUUCCUGGCUGCCCCCGGAAUUCACUACAGUAUGAAACCUGCCACAGCCUUAUAUUCUUAUUGUCUCGUCGUUGUAUUACAAAAAUGUGCACUCUGUACCACUUCCACAUUUCAAUUAAAGUGCCAUUUAGUUGAUCAUUCUCUACUGGAACAGAUGCAGUGUCCCAGCAUCUCUGAUCUCUCCGUAUAUUCUUCUUUUCUUCCUUUGUACUCUGGUUUUCCUUUAAACAUGAUGAUGAACCCUCUUGACCUGGAGAAUCCAUGCAGUGCCUUUAUUUCCCUUGGUACUGCGGUACUGUUACACUAGUUCAUCCUUCAUGUUAUGUUUCAUGUUUGAACGGGAGUAAAAUUGACAGAUUAUUCAUCUAAAAAAAAAAUCUUUUAUUGCUUAAUUUUUCAGAGGACGAGUCAGGGGCCUUGACACUGGGUUCUAACUAGGGGCAAUGUAAAUAUAUCACCAUAUGUACCAAUCUGGAAUUAUAAUACCAAAUUCUUUUUGAUUUACAUUUUUGAUUUUGAUUUUUUUUGUUUUUUUUUCUAUUUGAGUGUGUAAUUAGAAGAAUGUGUGGUUUUGGUGCAGCGAGAAUGACUUCAUGUUGUCAGGGCUUCUGUUUCCCCCCCCCCUCCCUCCUUCUUUUCCCAACAGUGUCUUUUUAUUGGUUGAUGCAAUAAAAAUCUGCCUAUCUCCA
Lampris incognitus (smalleye Pacific opah) is the source of this 2606-nucleotide messenger RNA. It is a transcript of the gene hspb8, whose product is annotated as heat shock protein b8. Gene Ontology annotation, molecular function: protein homodimerization activity. NCBI's taxonomy places the organism in Eukaryota, Metazoa, Chordata, Actinopteri, Lampriformes, Lampridae. Bases 409 to 1050 code for a protein of 213 amino acids. Gene Ontology annotation, cellular component: nucleus; protein folding chaperone complex; cytoplasm. The record is from RefSeq and is a predicted model, not a curated record. The transcript has 3 exons. Gene Ontology annotation, biological process: cellular response to unfolded protein.